AUGGUUAUACCUGGCAAUACCACAUUGGGCUGCUCCCACUAUGAUUUUAACAUAAUAUUCUAUAGAUUUAGUGCUAGGGACCAUUAUGUCAGUUACACUAACGAGUACUCAUGGCUGGGUUUUGCUGGCACUUACAUUAUACUCAAUGACCUUCGGAGUCGCCUGGACACUCUGGCUGGCUGUGCUCACCGUCACUGUAUUAUUAGGGUCUACGACACGAUGCAAGAGGAUUCCCGCUGCUUUCCAUCCUUCAAGAAGAGCCAACUCUACAUCAAACUCCUCCUCGAACUCGACCUAAUCCAAGAAAACAACACGCCAACUACAACAACAACAACUACUACUACUUUCGCUACUACUACUACUACUACUACUUCUGCUACUACUACUACUACUCUAACCGCUACUACCUCAACUACAACCACGACAGCGUCCACAAAUGCGAUUAGUAAUUGUAGUAGCAGUAGUAGUAGUAGUAGUAGUACCACAAAUGUUUGUAUUAGUGGUAGUGGUAGUAAAGGUAGUAAUGUAUCGCUGAGUGGGGAGAGCAAGGUGAAUGGGCUUGACGCCACUGAUAUCCUGCACAUACAGAAGACGAAGGCUAAUAGUUUGCAGGCAUCGCGGGAAGACUUAAGGUCAUCUCGAGAGAGCAUUUCGUCGAUAGAAGACAUUGCCAUUGGCAGCAGUGGCAGCAAUACCUUUACUAUAUCCGCCAACAUAUUCAAUACUGGUAUAUGUCAGGAGCAUGGAAAAUCCUAUGCCGUCUACUUGAUAUCGGUAGAGAAGAAAACUUCUGAUGGAGCGGUCAGUAAGUGGGACGUUUACAGGCGCUACAACGACUUCUACGACCUUCAUACACUCCUCCAGAGCAAGUUCGAAUCCUUAUCCGGUUUAAUCCUGCCGGCCAAGAAACCAUUCGAUAGCGUUAACAAGGAAUUUCUAGAGAGAAGGAAAGUGGGACUGAACACCUAUCUGCAGACCCUGUUGAACCCGGGCCUACUAAAAAUGUACAAGGGGCUCUUCGACGUAGUCUACCACUUCCUCGAGCACUUGCAUUGGGAGAGGGAGAAAAGUGACUUGGCGCGAAGGGUCGAUUCCUUUGUCAAUCCGUUUCGAAGUUCGGUUCGUAGCGUUGGAAACAUGGUCAGGUCUGUGCCGAACAGCUUGGCCGACGGUGUGGCCAAGGUCCGAAACAUCCCAAACAUGUUGGAUGGCGUCGGGAAGAUUCUCAGUGUCAAGCCCUCAUCCAACCAACCAACCGUCAUCAAGAAGGAUGAUUUAAGUGGAGGAAAAGUUGGGGCUUCGUUAGAUUUUGAAUGCGGUGAAGAUAGCAUCCCCCUCCACAUCAUGUUGCUGCUGUUGGAUGAGAUCUUCGACCUGAAGACGAGGAACCAAUGGCUGAGAAGGAGAAUCGUCGCCAUUCUACAGCAGAUCGCUAAGACAAUGUUUGGAGAUAGUAUCAACAGGAAGAUCAUAGAAAGCGUUGCUUACUACACGUCACCUGAUCAGAUCGCCGAGUACCUCAAGAUGUUUAGGGACUCAUUUUGGCCGGGAGGUAGGUUGAGCGAGGAGGUCGCCCAGAGGGACCACAACACGAAGAUGAGGAUGAGGGUGGUGUGCAAGACCAAACUGUACGCAAGUCUUUCCGACGAACUACGGCAUCUGAUUGGUUCGGAGACGACGCGACACGGCGUCACGCUCGUAUUCAACAUGUUCCAGCAGCGCCAGCUCAACCGACGUCUGGUGUACGUCAUUUUCGAGGGCCUACUGCAGACUAUAUUUCCGGAGAACAAAUUCUACGAAACCUUUCGAAAGCUGCACUCGCAGUCAGCCCGCAUCAAAAACAAGAUGGCCGCCGAGAAGGACAAGAUGACGUCAUCGCUGUCGUCGUCGUCGUCGUUGCUGACGUCGUCUGCGGCCCACUGCUUUUAG
Helobdella robusta is the source of this 1929-nucleotide messenger RNA. RefSeq lists its product as hypothetical. NCBI's taxonomy places the organism in Eukaryota, Metazoa, Annelida, Clitellata, Rhynchobdellida, Glossiphoniidae. The transcript is spliced from 15 exons. Gene Ontology annotation, molecular function: phosphatidylinositol binding. Bases 1 to 1929 code for a protein of 642 amino acids. The record is from RefSeq and is a predicted model, not a curated record. Gene Ontology annotation, cellular component: early endosome.